Messenger RNA from Aedes albopictus (Asian tiger mosquito), 3936 nucleotides. RefSeq lists its product as uncharacterized. NCBI's taxonomy places the organism in Eukaryota, Metazoa, Arthropoda, Insecta, Diptera, Culicidae. Bases 1 to 3936 code for a protein of 1311 amino acids. Gene Ontology annotation, biological process: DNA integration. The record is from RefSeq and is a predicted model, not a curated record. Gene Ontology annotation, molecular function: nucleic acid binding. The transcript is spliced from 3 exons.
AUGGCUUGCGCAGGAGGAGAACCAGCUGGACAGCCGAUCGAGGACAUCCAAACGGCGAUUUUCCACAUCACCCAGCUUCUGCAGCGGAUUGCAGCUCCGAAUCAGCAGAAUCCGGAACACACGCUGGAAGCGCUCUCCUCGAACAUCAGCGAGUUCGUUUUCGACCCAGAAAAUGGCGUCACAUUCGAGAAGUGGUUCGCACGCUACACGGACCUUUUCGAAAGCGACGCAUGCCAUUUGGACGACGCAGCCAAAGUUCGUCUGCUGCUGCGAAAGUUGGAUACCACCUCUCACAGCCGGUAUCUACUACAUCCUUCCGCGGCUGCCGAGGGAUGUCACUGCCUUCAACUAUCAAAAAGUGAGGGUGACGACAUCAUCACGUACGGCGGACGAGUCAAUCGAGCGUGCGAAGACUUCGAUUUUGCGAACCUGACCAUCGAUCAGUUUAAAUGUCUGGUUUUCGUCACCGGACUGAAGGCAUCCAAGCACGCGGACAUUCGAGCGCGAUUGCUCACCCGGAUGGAGCAUGAGAGACCGGACGCACCAGUGACUCUUCAAACUCUCAUCGACGAGUUCCAGCAGCUCGUUAAUCUGAAGGCGGACACCAGCUUGAUUGAGCAUCCAGCCAGCUCGAAAGCAGCAGUUCACGCCGUCAGCAAGAAGAAGAGACCGAGCGACGCUCCGAGGCCCUCGUUCAAGCCGGAAGCCAAAUCCCCGAAGACGCCCUGCUGGCAAUGCGGACAGAUGCAUUUCGUCAAGGAGUGCACAUACAGCAGCCACCUCUGCAAAUCAUGCAACCGCGUGGGACAUAAGGAAGGGUACUGCGGUUGUUUCUCCAAGCCAUCAAGCCCGACCGCUGGUGACAAUUCCAACCAGAAGAAGGGUAAGAAGCACCAGAAGAAGACCAAGUAUCAAGCCAACAUCGUCCACACGGUAAGCCACACCGGUACAUUCACCCGGUUCGUCACGACUACGCUCAACGGUCGUCAAGCCACACUGCAGCUUGACAGCGGGUCGCCAAUCACCAUCAUCAGUGAAGAGACCUGGAGAAAGGUUGGAUCGCCAUCACUCAAGCCAUCGACCUGCGAAGCACUCUCCGCAUCCAGAGACCCUCUUCCUCUGCUGGGGGAAUUCACCUGCCUCGUAGGUGUCAACGACGUCAUCAAGCCUGGGCUGUGCCGAGUCACGUCGGUCAAGGGACUCAACCUGUUCGGCUCGGAGUGGAUGGACCUCUUCGACAUGUGGACGAAGCCAUUGUCAUCGUUCGUCAAUCAGGUGAAUCAUUCCAAUUCUAACUCCUUUUCUGGAAAGCACUUCCUCAUGCGGUUCCCCGAAGUUUUUCAGGACACUCUUGGGCACUGCCAGAAAGCUCAAGUCAGCCUCCACCUGAAACCAGAUGCCAGGCCGGUUUUCCGACCCAAACGCCCGGUACCGUACAAUGCCAUUCCUUUGGUCGAUGCGGAGCUCGAACGUCUGCAGCAGUUGGGUAUCAUCUCGCCAGUAGAAUACUCCGACUGGGCAGCACCGAUCGUUGCGGUUCGGAAGCCUGGUGGUAAAAUUCGAAUUUGCGCCGACUAUUCGACCGGGCUGAACGCAAUGCUGGAAGCACACAACUUUCCUCUCCCAACACCGGACGACAUCUUCUCGAAGUUGGCCGGAAGCAAGGUGUUCAGCAUCAUCGACCUGUCGGAUGCCUACCUUCAGGUAGAAGUCGAUGAAGCAUCAAAGCGGCUGCUCACCAUCAACACACACCGGGGCCUCUUCCAUUUCAACAGGCUGGCUCCUGGUGUCAAGUCAGCACCCGGUGCAUUCCAGCAGCUGAUGCACACCAUGAUCGCUGGGAUUGAAGGCGUCGAAGUGUUCCUGGACGAUUUCAUCCUGUUCAGCAAGACCAAGGAGCAGCACUAUGAGACGCUGUGCACUCUAUUUAACCGUCUACAGGAGUACGGUUUCUGCUUGAAGCUGGAAAAGUGCCAUUUCUACCAGGACGAAAUCAAGUACCUGGGGCACAUAGUGGACGAGAAAGGACUACGUCCAGAUCCUGAGAAGACAGCAGCCAUAUCUUCGAUGCCGCGUCCCACUGAUGUUUCCACUCUGCGAUCAUUCCUGGGGGCGGUCAACUUUUACGGAAAAUUCAUCCGUGAAAUGCACCAACUUCGAAGGCCACUAGACCAACUUUUGAAGAAGGACGCAAAGUUUGUUUGGAGCGCCGAAUGCCAGCAAGCUUUCACCGACAUCAAGCGCAUUCUGCAGUCGGACCUGCUCCUCACCCACUACGACCCUUCGCUCGAGAUUAUCGUGGCGGGUGAUGCAUCCAAAACCGGCAUAGGGGCGGUCAUCAUGCAUCGUUUCCCAGAUGGACGAAUCAAGGCAAUUGCUCAUGCUUCCAAGACGCUGUCGUCGGCAGAGCAAAACUACGGGCAAAUUGAAAAAGAGGCGCUCGCUCUGGUCUUUGCUGUCACCAAGUUCCACCGCAUGCUGUUGGGACGAAGGUUCAAGCUGCAGACUGACCAUCAGCCACUCGUGAAAGUCUUCGGGUCGAAGAAAGGCAUUCCCAUUCACACGGCCAACCGGCUGAAGCGAUGGGCGCUCACACUGCUCGGGUACGAUUUCGACAUCGAGUUCGUAUCGACCAACAAUUUCGGGUACGCGGAUGUACUAUCGCGGCUCAUCAGUAACCACGAACGUCCAGAGGAAGAAUUCGUGGUAGCAAGCCUCAACGUUGAGCCUGAUCUUCAAUGCCUUCUGGACAGUAACCUCGAGCAGUUGCCAAUCACGUUCCAAAUGGUCAAGCAAGCCACGUCGGAGGACCCAUCGAUGCAGCAGCUCGUCCGGUUCAUCAAAACUGGGUGGCCGAAAAGCGGAAAAUCUAUUCACGAUUCGGCGCUACAAUCGUUCUUCCACCGGCGGGAGUCAUUGUCAGUAGUUCAAGGCUGCGUGAUGAUGAUGGAACGACUGGUAAUUCCGGAGUGCUUUCGGAAAAAGCUGCUGAAGCAACUACACCGAGGUCAUCCCGGCAUCGAGCGAGUCAAGGCCAUCGCUCGGGGUAGUAUCUACUGGCCGAACAUUGACGACGACAUCGGUGAGUACGUUCGCAACUGUUCCAGCUGUGCAAAUGCGCAGAAAUCUCCACCACAAGCAGAGCCACAUCCGUGGCAGAGCGCUGAAGGACCUUGGGAGCGCAUUCAUGUCGACUACGCUGGACCGACAAACGGGUUCAGUUAUCUGGUUGUGGUCGACUCGUUUUCCAAGUGGCCGGAGAUUUUCCUGACGAAAUCGACAACUGCUUCUACAACGAUUGGUUUCCUUCAAGAGGCUUUUGCCAGAUUCGGCAUACCGAAAGUGAUUGUGUCCGACAACGGAACGCAGUUCACCGGCUACGAAUUCCGUUCCUUCUGCGAGAACUUGGGCAUCAUCCACCUCCGCACGGCACCGUUCCAUCCCCAGUCGAACGGGCAAGCGGAAAGGUUCGUCGACACGCUCAAGAGGUCAAUCCGCAAAAUCCAGGAGGGAGAAGGAUUACCAGCAUCUGCCGCACUCCAAACGUUUCUGCAGGUGUAUCGAGCAACUCCAUCCAACCUGCUCGAGGGUAAAUCACCUUCCGAGAUCCUGAAUGGCAGACGAAUGCGGACUACGUUGGAUCUACUCAAGCCUUCUGUUUCAAUUCCACAUCCACCGGCAGCAGCCGGAUCGUCCCGAACGCGACGAUUUUCUGCUGGAGCAACUGUUCUUGCGAAGGUUCACAGGAACAACACCAGCUGGAGGUGGCAGUCCGGAGUUGUGAUCGAGGCGAUUGGGAAUGUACACUACAACGUACUUCUCGACGCACCCUCUGGACGGAAGCGACUGAUUCGGUCGCACAUCGAUCAAAUCCGAAGCAACGAUUCUGGAAAACAAGAAGAAGCGGAAAUUGAGCUACCGUUAUUUCACCACUGA